AUGGAUCGGCAAAUUGCCUGGUGGCCAGCGCAUGCGCCAUGCCUCGACGCGUGUGCGCGCGUCGUGAGCCAGGUCGUGGGACGAGAUGAGUCGUACGUACGCGAUCUGCUGCAACAAGCGCACGGUGUGCCGUGGACGAUCUGCAACCCGUACUUUGAAGCCCACGUCGAGCACGUGUACGUACGAGACCGAGGCGAGGCACAGCCACGACCGGCAAUCGUGCUGCUCGUGCCACAUACGGCAGAGAGGGCUGUGCAUGCGCGCAUCAUCGCCGAGGCGGUGGACGGCCUUGCAGCGUCCGUGUCGCUCGUCGUCGGCCUGCCUGUCGUAGGCGAGGCGCCUGACGUAGACGAGCUCGAUGCAUGGUACGGACAAGCGGGGUGGGAGUAUAUAGCGCCGACGCACGACGCGUCUCAGCGCAUUUCCGAGGCCCUCAUGGUGCAUCCAUGGCCCGGCAUGCAUCUCACGGGCAGAGGCUGGCCCCAGUGGGAGGACGCCCCGAGUGACGACUCGGACGCUUCGAUGGGCGCGUUUCAGUCGUGCCCACCCGUCGACGACGGCGCUGGAUGA
Malassezia restricta is the source of this 570-nucleotide messenger RNA. RefSeq lists its product as uncharacterized. The record is from RefSeq and is a predicted model, not a curated record. The transcript has a single exon. NCBI's taxonomy places the organism in Eukaryota, Fungi, Basidiomycota, Malasseziomycetes, Malasseziales, Malasseziaceae. The coding region runs from base 1 to 570 and encodes 189 amino acids.